UUUGGGAUGGUGUAUUGAAACCGAAAUACCGUCUCUUGGGCUGGUGUAUGACUCUGAAUCUCUCGGGCUCGCAUCGCACCGCUAGAGAUCUCCAAAUCCCAGCGGAGCGCAUGGCUAUCCGAAUAUUGCCGGCCGUCAACGGCCGAUCAUCACCUGACUGCCGGAGCCUUUAGGCCGUUCCGUCGCAUUCUUGAAACGGUCUUCUCCACCCUAAACUAUCUGCCCGUGAUGCCGCCCUCGCCGUUCGUCCCCCCGCCGCCCGACGAUCUAUUCGGGCCCGACAAUGACGAGUACACGCGCACCACGCCCUUCAGUACAAUCACACCCGCGGACAUCCCCGCCCCCCCUACCCCCGACUACUCCGCGCAUGACCACUCACCCCUCCGCGGGGGUCCAUACGGGGGUGCGGGCGGUGGCUUCGGCAGACGGGGGAGGGGCGGGCGCGGGCGGAUGGGGGGCCCGCGGCAGCCGUCCGGGCCAGCGUUCCAAGUACUCCCGGCCAACAACCCCAACCUGGCGUCCAUGGCCGUGCUGGGGCUGCGCGGCCACCACGACGCCGCGCUCAAGGCCGCCAAGCUCCCCACCUUCCAGAAGCCGAAUCUCCUGGCGGGCUUCAGCCGGCUGGGUGAUGGCACUGUGUUCUGGGACGAGAGGUGUUUGAGGCGGUUGAGACCGGCUAUUCUGGGCAGGGAUGGGGUGGGGGGGGUGGGGAGGGAUGGUGCUGCUGCUUCUGCUGCUGUUGGUGACAGUGAGAGUGGGUUUGCGGAUGUGUUAAGAGCAAUGCGGUCGGUGCUGAAGCACCAACUAGCCGCGCUACAGCCGGGCACGUCCCCCGACCGCCUGCAUUUCGUCACCUUCCGCAACAACCUGAACAAGCUCAUGGGCGUGUGCUACAACCGCCAGGACGCGUGGGAAAUGGGCGUGCACAAGCGGCUGGGUUCGGUGUAUCUGGACGUGCACAAGACGGCGGCGGACCAGCAGCAGCAGCAGCACAAGUCGGAGCAGCAGCGGCGGUUCGAGUUCUACGGGUACUCCUUCGAGCGGGUGGCGACGGAGGCAAGGAAAACAGGCCCAGGGGAAGCUGGAGCAGGAGGGGAAGAUAGUCCGGUGAUAGACGCUAACGAAGAGUUCUGUGCGGUGCUGAAGACCAAAGUGGGUGCGCACCGCGUGCUGAUGGGUGCGGAGAUGGACUGCUACGAGUGGGUCAACAUGCCGCAGCCCAGCAGCGGCCCCCCCAAGCCCGAGCGCAUCUUCCUGGAGCUCAAGACCAGCCUGCUGCCCGAAACCGAGGGCCAGCGGGAGCGGUUCGAGCGGGACAAGCUGCUCAAGUGGUGGAUCCAGUCGUUUGUGGGCGGCGUGGGGGCGAUAGUGGUGGGGUUCCGGGACACGCGCGGGCGGCUGGUGGGGGUGGAGCGGUGGAGCCUGGGGGAGGUGACGAGGCGGGUGAAGGGGAAAGACUACUGGGAGGCGGGGUCCGUGCUGACAUUCACGGACCAGGUGCUGACGUGGCUGUAUGGCAGCGCGCAGGAGGGCGGGGACUAUGUGUUGCGGUUCGUGCCGGGGCAGAGCAGGCUGGAGCUGGCUGCUGCGGAUGGGUGCCCCGCCUUUAUAGAGCAACACUGCCAGGAGUUGGCUGCCAUUGGAAUCAGCUGAGGACAACAGUAGCUCGAGCAGGUGCGCAUGUGGCUGUAUGGCAGCAUUCAGGCAGGCAGCCUUUUGGUCGACUCAAAAGCCGCAGCAGGGGGCGGUCCCACUAUGUGCUGCGGUUAAUGCCGGGGCUGAGCACGCUGGAAUUAGCUCCUGCGGAUGGGUGCCCUGCUUGCAUUGAGCAGCAACACGGCCAAGAGCUUGCAGCCAUGGGAAUCAGCUCAUGACAAUAGUUGGGCGAGUGGGUGCCCACAUGGCUGUAUGGCAGCGCGCAGGCGGGCGGCUAUUUGGUGGUCUCAAGAGCCGCAGGAGGGGGCCGGUCGGGUUCGUGCCGGCGCAGAGUAAGCUGGAGCUUGGUCCUGCUGACUGUUGUGGCCGGGGUUCAUAGGGCAGCACUGCCACCAACACAUGAUGCAGGAGUGGGGUGCAUGGGUGCGCAUGUGGCUGUAUGGCAGUGCGCAAGAGUCUGAGAGUUAGAACGAAUGACUAGAAUGAGAGGAUACAGGGGUAUAUAGCUAGUGGGUUGUACUCUCUAUGGCAAGACCCUAUGUAGUCUAUUAAACAUACACAAAUAUG
Messenger RNA from Closterium sp. NIES-67, 2223 nucleotides. NCBI's taxonomy places the organism in Eukaryota, Viridiplantae, Streptophyta, Zygnematophyceae, Desmidiales, Closteriaceae. The record is from the annotation of a GenBank genome assembly.